Caenorhabditis elegans is the source of this 984-nucleotide messenger RNA. RefSeq names its product Transcription factor nsy-7 (gene nsy-7). The record is from RefSeq and is marked reviewed. The transcript is spliced from 5 exons. Lineage: Eukaryota; Metazoa; Nematoda; Chromadorea; Rhabditida; Rhabditidae. Gene Ontology annotation, cellular component: nucleus. The coding region runs from base 2 to 886 and encodes 294 amino acids. Gene Ontology annotation, molecular function: DNA binding.
AAUGUCUUCGGAUACAAAAUACAAAUAUGCAGUUGUGAGGAUACCAGAGACUUCGGUUGUUGAUUUCUUUUCCCUUAUUGUUGCGAAAGGAUAUUCAGAUGUAUCAUUUGUUGCAUCACUAUCACAAUGUAACUUGCGUGAUGAUCCAAAUGAUGAUCAACCAACGACUUCUUCGAAUUCUGUAAAAGAAUCAAUAAAUGACGAUGAAUCAAAUUCAGAAAAUAAUAAAUUAUCUCCACCACGAAGACAAUCGAAUCCUCACUCAUCACUUCCAGCCAUCUCAUCGUCUACUGUUAAAAAUGAGCCAACUGAUUCUUGGACGCCAUCGGCUCUUUCUAAUGAUCCAACUCCAGAUCUUUUAUCAGCAACAGUUCCUGCUGAAUUACUCACCAACUUGUUUGCUAAGACGAAAUCUACCGAACCAAAACCUCAACAAUUAUUCGGAUUCCAGGCAUCAGGCGUUGAUUUCGAUUUAUCAAAUAAUGAAUGGCAUGAGAAUUUGAGAUUACCAAAUGGAAAUGGGACUGAAAAGUAUCACCCGUACGGAGGGAAUAGUAAGAAUGACUCACCACUUCAAACAAGAAUGAAAGGAUGGCAAAGGGAAUAUAUUAAAGAAGUGAUUAAAGAUAGUCAUUAUCCAACUGAAGAAGAACUUCGAGAUAUUGAACAGAAAUGUGAUUUGAGUAGGAAACAGAUUCUUCGAUUCAUCGCAAAACGGUUAACCAAUCCAAACCGAAAACCACGUGUAAAUCACCAUGACGAAAAGCGAAAAGAGCAGGAAGAACGGGAUUCGCUGGCCGAUCCGGAUGAUGAUAUGAUCAAUGAUAAUGAGGCAGUAACGAAUCUACAUCAUAUUUUGAAUUCACUGCAAGAGACGACGGCUUGACACAACUAUUUGUUUUUAACUACUGAAUUUGAUUUUAAUUCUUUAUUAAAACUUGCAUAAUGCCUUUGCAUAUAUAAAAAUGAAAAAGUGUUUGGUUU